AUGCGUCUUCUUGCUUUAGUAUCAACUUUACUCACUGCUCUUGCAGCGGUGACCACUGGGUCAUUUCUAUCUCCUAGAAAAGAGAUAGCAUUGUGUCUCUGCGACGACGAAGCAUGGGAUAUCACAAGACGAUGGCUCAGCGUCUUCUCAACCCCUGGCGUUUCUAGCAAGGCGGAGCUAGCGACCAUCGUUUCUCAAAAUCUCACGAGCUACGACGACGCAUUUGGGCCUCCAACUAUCGGCAUCGAUGGACUCUGGGCUGCCCUGACAGCACCUGGCAACGCGACGAGAGCCAACGUGACGCAGACGCCUAACUUUAUGCUACAUACAUGCGACCAGAUUGCGUACAACUGGCAGUACACCGCCGUUACAACUGGUUAUAACUCAACGGUACCGGCUGGAACUCCAGUUGCGUUUACCGGAAACGAUAUCAUCCGAAUUGAUCUGGCGACAAGGCUGAUAUCUAAUGCCACUUCCGUUGGAAAUUGGAUUGUACUUGCUCAGCAACUGGGAGAAUCAUGCCACGAGAAUGGUGACACUCCUCGCCGUCCUCCUCAACACCGCCAGCCUGACGAUCCACCCCCUCCUGCUUAUGAAGAAGUGCAGACCUCUCCUACCCAAGAUGAGUAUCGGCAGAUCCCAAUCAUAGAAUCGGUAACAUCUGGCUUGUCAACAUGGCCGGAUAGUGCAGCACCAUAUAUGGCACUUAACAAACACUGGCCGUCAAACCCGGAAAGGAAGAGAAUGGACAUGGUCUAUAAAACCCGCUACGGCACCAAGAUGUGCGAGUUCAUCCUUUACUGGUACCCGCCUCCAGUCUCACGGUUUUCGGACAGUCGAAGAAGACGGGCGGAACAGAGAUACCUAGAGCACUUUGAAGAUCUGUGGAUGGAGUCUCCGACCCCUGAAGCUUCUCCUCACUUCCUCCCAGUGCUCAGACAGCUUGACGCGGCGAUUAUCCACACUAUGAUGUCGCAAGAAAUUCACUUGGAACAGUCAGAUAGGCCCUGGAAGUGCCAGAUCAUUGACCAAUUUGAAGACCCACACCCCCCAAUGCAUGCCAUGGUAUGGACCGAAGGGUGGGCUGACUAUCGUCACCGAGAGGUUCUGGCGGUUGCAGUAUACAAUGGGUCGGACGUCCAUGUCAUCCGCGAGGACAGGCCUGGUCAGUGA
Molecule: messenger RNA, 1173 nt
Organism: Colletotrichum paranaense
Lineage: Eukaryota; Fungi; Ascomycota; Sordariomycetes; Glomerellales; Glomerellaceae
Exons: 3
Coding region: 1-1173 (390 amino acids)
Source: RefSeq, a predicted model, not a curated record